CGAAUUUUCAAGGAUAGUUCCUGCUUCUGACAAAGCUGCUCGGUGUGUAGUCGCAAAGAAUCACCUGACUCUGUACUUGGACCAUUUCUCGGAAUGGUGGAUUAUCUCCUUAAUCACGAGAUACUUCAUCGGUAAACGGCUCGUCUGUACGCCAUACGUUCCCCUGUCAACAUCCAGAGACGGCAUGAACCCCAUCUUGCUCGUCAUUAAAGACGACUGCUACGGCAUGAAAGAGGAUACCAUACAAGAGUACAAGGCAGCCUAUCCUGAUGAGCCGUACUGUGUAUAUUGGAGACAUGGACCCCUACUUGUCAGACAUCUGGAAAACGAAGACGAAGUGUCAACACAGGAACUUAAAGUACGUGCUUUCUUUGACAUGACGACCAAUCGGAUGCCGUUCACUCUUCAGUCACGUGAACAAAAUGGUAUCCAGAGUUCUCGUCACGCUCAUCUUGAAGCAAAGAAUCACGAAGAAGAUCACCUUCCCAGUACUGUUCAAUGAUGUGCCGCGUGAGAAUCCAGUUACCCAAUCAACUCCGACAGGCUCUGCAUCGUCCAAAGGCAAAGCUGAACCAACUGAUGUUGGACGGAGAUCAUCCAAAUCAUCUCAGCUCUCCGAAGAGCAGACAAGAAGCAAGCAUCAUGAUCUUGAAACGAAAGGUUCAACAUCAACUGAGCCUGCAGAUACAAAGGACGGAAGUAGUCAUACUGAUGUCUUUACAAGACCUAGGCCGUUGCCUCCAUCAUCGAAAGAGUCACCGCCUUGUGAACUUGCCUACCAAGUCACACAUGACUACCACGUAACAGAGCCAGGAGCAAUUGCUCCGACAUCAUCGACAGAGCCCGUCCAUUCAUUAGAUUCUGCAGCAGAAGAGGCAAUGGGAGUCUUAGCCCCACAAGCAUCGGCGGCAAACGUUGUCCAAGAAUUGGUUCCAGGACCUUUAGCAGAUCGAAAUAUGCACCAGCGUCCUGGAAACGUCUAUAUCAACGUCAACAAUAUCAAAGUCAUCAACAAUUCCCAAGUAAAUAAUCCUCAUGGAAAUACUGCUGCCCCUGCCCCUGUUCCAAUUGCUUGCAUAGUACCUCCUAGGCUACAGCAUGAGCUGCGUUGUCGGUUGAAUAGAGAAAGCCCAGUUUUUGAUGACUGGAGGGGUCUUGCCAAUCAGCUUGAACUUCAAGACUACAUACAACAUCUGGAGCAGUGCAAGAAUCCGACUGAAGAACUACUUGUUCUUGCUGAGAGUCAAAAGAAGAUUCAGAACCUUGGGGACUUGGCCAAGGCGUUCGAACGCAUGAAUCGUGGGGAUUGUCAAGAGCUCUGCGAGAACUAUGCGUUUAAGAGAACAAAGACAGAUGAUGACACAGACACCAGUGAUUAGGAAACAGGCUCAAUGUGUUCCACAUCACCCUUUAAUCCAGGGUCUAUGGUUCUUUAAUCAGACAACCUGUGAACAUAGCAUUAUAUGGUUGUUGUAAUCCACCAACUGCCUGUCAUUUGGUUAAAAAAA
Molecule: messenger RNA, 1508 nt
Organism: Strongylocentrotus purpuratus (purple sea urchin)
Lineage: Eukaryota; Metazoa; Echinodermata; Echinoidea; Camarodonta; Strongylocentrotidae
Exons: 7
Coding region: 423-1379 (318 amino acids)
Biological process (GO): netrin-activated signaling pathway
Cellular component (GO): membrane
Molecular function (GO): netrin receptor activity; protein binding
Source: RefSeq, a predicted model, not a curated record